AACCACAACAACUUUUGAGUUGGGGAUGAUAAAGGUUGUUAUUUUGUGUUGAAUAGGACUAACAGCAGGACGUAGACCAGCCACAAUGUCAAAACUACUCGCUUUACCACAGGAACUCCUCAUGUAUACUCGAGGCUUCAUCCCGGUCUCCGACGAGCUCACUCACGUUUCACUACAAUCAACGCGCAAACUGUUCCUCGAUCUCUAUAUGGAGGACGAGAAGUUUUGGAUGUCCUUAUGUGCCGCGUGUGAUAUUGGCCGACCAUUAGUGUCUACCAUUCCAGGUUGGAAACACCCAAUGCAGGAUGCCACUUGGCGAGAGUUGGGGAUCAUAAUCGCGAACCAUUACGUGACCUGCGCUCCCUGCAAGGUUUAUCAUCCACUUGUCCAGGUUUCGGGGACGGGAUUAGUACUCUGCCGCUAUCACCAACUGAAGUCCAAAAGACUACGGAAAUUGUCUAUGGAACAACCGUAUACAUGCGAUUCAGCUUGGUGCCGUUGUCUUUGACUGGGGACGACGUUGUGUUGAAUUGCCAUACACGGCACGGAAAGGAGGAGAGCACUUUUCUGAAGCAUACCCCAAAUACUUGCGUAUUUGCAACUUACCCUCAGUCAUUGGAGACACUUUCAAUUAUCGUUCUUGGCUCCAUCCAAGUAGAAGUGACCAACAAGAUGGGUGUUACGCAGUGGGACGUCGUCGCGCACGUUGAUCAGGCUCUGGAUCAUGCUCUCACAUUCGCGGAGCUCUUUGAAAUAUAUCAAACUUAUAGAGAUGCGGACGCAGCCGUAAUAUCACCUCACUCGCUUCGACUUUCUCAGAGAUACGACUGUUGGACAAUUUAUCCCAAUGGUCCGACAAUUCUUUAUCGAUCCGGAUCCAUACGCCCAGCGAGUACCACUGAAUUGGAAUGACGUCGCAUAUUACUCGCUGGGCGUAUGGGACUUUAUAAUGGAAACCGAAAGCUGGAGUCAUGUGACGAUAUUGAACGUCCUCAGGACCCUUUAUGAUUUCAAUGCCGAAGCUAAAGAAUUCGAGUGGAUGAAUGCAUGGAGAAGUUACUCGACAUUGCGAGGAUUGCUUUGUCAAGGGCGGAAGACGUAUGUCUAUCUCGCUCUUUGUUCGGGUGGAGGGUUCUGGUUCCUCUUUGUUAGGCCAUUCUGGGGAAUCAAACAAGUUGCACCCGGUUCAGUGACGUUCAAAGCCGAAUGGCUCAUGCACGUUUAGGCCUCACAUUCAAACCCUUCAGAGUUGGCACAUAUAGACGGCGUUGUGGUUGCAUAACGGACGUAAUUGACCAGCAGGCGAAAACUAAAUGUUUGGGGGUCGGAUUCUCUCUCUAUCGAAUAAUGACAUGCCUAAGGCUCUGAGCUCUAGCUAGCAUAAUUACAACGCGAUUGGAGUAUACUAUGAUGUAAAUUAGUGCGAGAGAGUUUCGUAGCAAGGAAACCAUCGGGGCGGUGGAGCGGGGGUGGGGGGACACCCGCACUU
Messenger RNA from Somion occarium, 1489 nucleotides. The record is from the annotation of a GenBank genome assembly. Lineage: Eukaryota; Fungi; Basidiomycota; Agaricomycetes; Polyporales; Cerrenaceae.